This is a messenger RNA of Diatraea saccharalis (sugarcane borer), 2204 nucleotides long. Lineage: Eukaryota; Metazoa; Arthropoda; Insecta; Lepidoptera; Crambidae. The record is from the annotation of a GenBank genome assembly.
GAUACGCACGUUGACCACAGUCAGUUAAACAUAGUCGAGGUUAAUAUUACUGCGAAGAAAAAUAUUUUGGUUAUAGAAACUUUUUGAAACACAUAGAGACUUAUUUUAAGACUUUUUAAUUAUUUCACUCAGUGUUUGUGCCAGUUUAAGAGUAUUCGAUUAUUUACAAUUCAAGAUGAUUUUAACCCUGUGCUGCAUUGCUUUUACCCUUUGGGUAAUCGCGUUCCGUUAUAGAAGGCGGCAGGUUUACAAACUGGCUUCAAAAAUACCACCACCGACAAAAGAGAUGCCCGUUAUUGGAAUUGCUCAUACGCUUAUAGGAGAUACUGAAGAUAUAAUGAACAAGCUUAAGGAUUAUAGUUACGCAGCGAUGGAACAUCAGGGCAUUGUCAGAGGAUGGCUUAAUCACAUAUUAUAUUUCUUGAUUGUAGACCCAGUUGAUAUUGAAAUGGUGUUGAAAACAUGUAUGGAGAAAGAUGAUCUGCACAGAUUCUUCAGAAAUGUCAUUGGCAACGGUGGUAUCUUCGCUCCAGUAAGCAUUUGGAGGAGACGUAGGAAAAUAUUGGUGCCUGCCUUCAGUCCGAAAAUUGUUGAGAGCUUCGUAGAUAUAUUCGCAGAGCAGACAGAGGUGAUGACAAACAAACUCAAUGAGCAAACUAAAAAGGGCAAUUUCAGCGUUUGGCCAUUUAUUAGCACUUAUACACUGGAUUCAGUUUCACAAACGGCAAUGGGAGUAAAGGUACACGCACAAAGUAACCCUAAAUCCCCGUUCUUGUUAUCAAUGACUCGGAUACUAAAUUUGACAUGCCAAAGAAUAUUCCAUCUGUGGCUUCAACCCGAUUGGAUUUACAAGUUCUUCCCACAAUAUACAGAGCACCAAGCUUGUUUGAAACAAAUGCACGACUUCACUGAUGAGGUUAUUAGAAAAAAACGCGAUGAAUUAAGGAUUGAAUCACAAAACAAAAGUGAAGUAGACAUUGCUUACGGUCUGGACGAUUACAAGAAAAAAACUUUUCUCGAUCACCUUAUUACGCUCUCGAGCAAAACAGACAAAGGUUAUACGGAUAGGGAGUUGAGAGAGGAAGUGCUGACCCUAACCAUAGCUGGAACGGACACAUCUGCUGUUGCUAUAUGUUACACCUUGAAGAUGCUGGCCAAAUAUCCAGACGUACAACAGAGAGUUUAUGAAGAAAUCUACGAUAUUUUCGGGACGUCAGACCGCGAUUUGGUAAAGGAAGAUUUGUUGCAACUGAAAUUUCUCGAAAGGGUAGUAAAGGAGACGCUGAGACUCUUCCCUCCUGUACCUUUCAUCAUAAGGAAAAUCGAAGAAAAUGUUACAUUGCCGUCCGGUAAAGUGUUGCCAGCGGGUUCUGGCCUGGUAAUUUCCAUAUGGGGCAUUCAUCGGGAUCCAAAGUACUGGGGACCGGACGCCGAGAAGUUCGACCCCGACCGAUUCUCGCCGGAGAGGCUCAACCUGAAACAUGUGUGCAGUUUCAUGCCGUUCAGUCAAGGACCCAGAAACUGUCUCGGUUACCAAUACGCUUUGAUGUCUAUCAAGACUGCUGUAUCAUCGAUCGUGAGAAAAUUCGUAGUAGUUCCUGACCCACAGAAUAGUGAUGAGCCCAAAAUUAGAGUGAAAUUAGACGUUAUGAUGAAAGAUGUUGACGGCUACCAGAUAGCUUUAGAGAGGAGGAUACCACCGUCUACCACCACCGUAAUAACAAACUAAAAUUACCAACACAUUUAAUAGGUUCAUAAUGUAUUUUAUAUAUAAAUUCCUACAAAAUUAUUUUUUUGGUAUUAGUGCAUAAAACAACGUUUUUCUAUGAGAGAUUUAUUAAAAUGAUUUAUAUUUGAGGACCUAAUAGUUCACAUGAAGAUAAUGGUAGCUCAUCUAAUAUAACCUUUUGAGGGUGAUAUUUGGAGACAAAGCCAAAUUUCCAAUAGAAAUCUUCUGCAAAUCAUAUUGACAGUAUUCAAGUAGGAACCUUAUUAGAGUCUCAAACAGUACCUAUAUACUUGACAUUAAGGCCGCCAUUUGUUUUUUUUUAUUUUAUUUAUUUAUUCAUGCACAAAAAGAUUUACAUUGGCGGACACACAUGUACUUUAUAUGUAACUGUUGCAUAUCUUAAUGUUCUUUAGCACUAACCUUUCGCUUAACUUUCCAAUUUUAAAAUCUAUUGCAGUCUCUUUUAAAUAUAUAG